AUGGCAAAUGGGUGGAGAUUUGAGUGCCAAGAGUGCAUUGACCUUUGGCAGGAACAAACAGAAGAAGAUGCCUGCGUUGCAUGGGAGCGCUUAGAGCAGAAGAAGAAGCCCAAGAUCAAUGACUUUGACACAGCCAUGAUCAUGGCAGACAUCAUCAUCCCCUGUCCAUCACAAUACACCAUCCAGAAGAUCAAAAACAUGGAGUAUGUAGAACUUUGGUACUUUAGUCCUGAUGGCUGCUGGGAAGCUUCCACCACAUCUAGAUCCACGUUGGAUUCAGACGACACUUUCGGCUUUGUGAAAGUUGAUGGCAUGGUUGCCUUGAAAAUGCUAGCAUUGUUCAAGGCCUCCCACAAAGCCCUACAGGACCAUGACCUAUUGUGGUGA
Suillus subaureus is the source of this 387-nucleotide messenger RNA. RefSeq lists its product as uncharacterized. The transcript is spliced from 2 exons. The coding region runs from base 1 to 387 and encodes 128 amino acids. NCBI's taxonomy places the organism in Eukaryota, Fungi, Basidiomycota, Agaricomycetes, Boletales, Suillaceae. The record is from RefSeq and is a predicted model, not a curated record.